GCUAGUAAUUUUCCCACUUAGUUGUGCCAACAUUGUAGUUGCCUAAUCUCCCCAAUGAGGCAAUUUAAAGUUGAGCUUUUUACACAAGAGUGCACUUGCGUCUAGCGGAUACGAGAGAGAAGUGUCUGAAUCCAGCAGAUCCUCCUAAUCGCAUCACACCACUGAAACAAAAAUGGCCGACGAAUGGCAGGAGGCAUAUGAGUUUGCCGUUGAAGUGGCAAGAAAAGCCGGGAUGGUAAUUAAACAAGAAAUUGACAAAGAAAUGAAAGUCCUGACAAAGAGCUCCACUGUGGACCUUGUGACCAAGACCGACGAGAGAGUGGAGAAAAUCAUAAUCGGUUCUCUUAAAACUAAAUUUGGAGAAAAAGCUCACAAGUUCAUUGGGGAGGAGUCGACAGAGAAGGGCUGUGAGUUGACUGACGCGCCGACGUGGAUCAUAGACCCGGUAGACGGCACCACCAACUUCGUCCAUGGAUUCCCUUUCGUAGCUGUGUCUAUUGCCUUCGCUGUCAAGAAGGAGCUGGAGUUCGGUGUGGUGUACAGCUGCCUGGAGGAUAAGAUGUACAGAGCACGCAACGGAAAAGGAGCUUUCUGCAAUGAUGAACCGAUAUCUGUGUCCGAUGUCAAAGACAUCACAAAGUCCAUCAUCAUCUCUGAGCAUGGGACUGACAGGACUCCGGCGAAAGUGGAAAAGAUCUUCUCCACCAUGCAGAAGAUCCUCUGCAUCCCAGUGCAUGGGCUCCGCGGGUCAGGGACAGCUGCCACCAACAUGUGUCUGGUUGCAACCGGGGCAGUGGAGGCCUUCUUCGAGAUCGGGAUCCACUGCUGGGACGUCGCUGCUGGAGCCGUUAUCGUGAGAGAAGCCGGAGGAAUAGUUCUGGAUGUUUCUGGGGGACCGUUCGAUUUGAUGUCUCGGAGGAUGCUUUCAGCAAACCACGAAGAUAUUGCCAAGCGGAUCAUCAAGGAAAUCGAAGUAUUCGAAGUGCCAAGGGAUGACGGAGUCAAACAUCUGCAGCAGCCAAGCAGCUUUUAAACAUCUGUGUGAGGAGGACACUCCCUCUCAAAUGAAGCUUCUUUCCACUGAACAUGCAGGAAACGCUGAGUCCUUCACUGUAUUUUGUCUGAAUAAAGUUAUGCAGCUUUCUCCA
Messenger RNA from Salarias fasciatus (jewelled blenny), 1148 nucleotides. Its product is annotated as inositol monophosphatase 1-like. The transcript has 9 exons. Gene Ontology annotation, molecular function: inositol monophosphate 1-phosphatase activity. Gene Ontology annotation, biological process: phosphatidylinositol phosphate biosynthetic process; inositol metabolic process; signal transduction. The coding region runs from base 173 to 1033 and encodes 286 amino acids. Lineage: Eukaryota; Metazoa; Chordata; Actinopteri; Blenniiformes; Blenniidae. The record is from RefSeq and is a predicted model, not a curated record.